Molecule: messenger RNA, 3724 nt
Organism: Dipodomys ordii (Ord's kangaroo rat)
Lineage: Eukaryota; Metazoa; Chordata; Mammalia; Rodentia; Heteromyidae
Gene: Ankrd13a
Product: ankyrin repeat domain 13A
Exons: 15
Coding region: 239-2005 (588 amino acids)
Cellular component (GO): cytoplasm
Molecular function (GO): protein binding
Source: RefSeq, a predicted model, not a curated record
GCGCGGGGUGGGCGCGGCCGACCCGGUCCCCGACCCGGCCCGCGACCCCUGGCCUUUCGCGCGCCCCGCACCCGCUUGCCAGGCGGCGGACGGAGUAUCGCUCUCUUCGUCCGUCCGCUUGCCGGAGUUCUCUAGAUCGGCAGCCGCCGGACGGACGAACAGACAGGCAGACGCCGGAGACCCCUCCCGGGUUGAGGCUCGUGGGCCGGCCGGCCAUCCGCGCCGCGGCAUCCUCGCCAUGUCCUCGGCCCGCGACGCCCGCGGUCAGUUUCCCCUGCACCUCCUGGUCUGGAACAACGACUACCGGCAGCUGGAGAAGGAGCUGCGGGACCAGAAUGUGGAGGCUCUGGAUCCUCGAGGUCGAACAUUAUUGCACCUUGCAGUUUCUUUGGGACAUUUGGAAUCUGCUCGGGUCUUGCUCCGACAUAAAGCAGAUGUGACCAAAGAAAAUGGCCAGGGAUGGACAGUCUUACAUGAGGCUGUGAGCACUGGCGAUCCUGAGAUGGUAUACACAGUUCUUCAACAUCGAGACUACCAUAACACAUCCAUGGCCCUUGAAGGAGUUCCUGAGCUGCUACAUAAAAUUCUUGAGGCGCCAGAUUUCUAUGUACAGAUGAAGUGGGAAUUUACCAGCUGGGUGCCCUUGGUUUCCAGAAUAUGCCCAAAUGAUGUCUGUCGUAUAUGGAAAAGUGGUGCCAAACUACGUGUUGAUAUCACAUUGCUGGGAUUUGAGAACAUGAGCUGGAUAAGAGGGAGACGUAGUUUUAUAUUUAAAGGAGAAGACAACUGGGCAGAGUUGAUGGAAGUCAACCACGAUGACAAAGUGGUCACCACUGAACACUUUGAUCUUUCCCAAGAGAUGGAGCGUCUCACUCUGGACUUGAUGAAGCCGAAAAGCAGGGAAGUUGAAAGGCGGCUCACAAGUCCAGUUAUCAAUACCAGCCUUGAUACUAAAAACAUUGCUUUCGAAAGAACUAAAUCCGGAUUCUGGGGCUGGAGGACAGAUAAAGCAGAAGUUGUUAAUGGUUACGAAGCAAAGGUUUACACAGUAAAUAAUGUGAGUGUGAUAACCAAAAUACGCACAGAGCAUUUGACGGAGGAAGAAAAAAAGAGAUAUAAAGCGGACAGGAACCCUUUAGAAUCCCUGCUGGGUACUGUGGAACAUCAGUUUGGUGCUCAAGGGGACCUCACUACAGAGUGUGCCACCGCAAACAACCCCACGGCCAUCACACCUGACCAGUACUUUGAUGAAGACUUUGAUCUGAAAGACAGGGACAUCGGAAGGCCAAAAGAGCUGACAAUUAGAACUCAAAAGUUUAAAGCUACACUGUGGAUGUGUGAAGAGUUUCCCCUCUCCCUUGUGGAGCAAGUCAUUCCCAUUAUUGACCUCAUGGCUCGAACUAGCGCUCAUUUUGCAAGACUAAGAGAUUUCAUCAAAUUGGAAUUCCCGCCUGGAUUUCCUGUCAAAAUAGAAAUUCCCUUAUUUCAUGUCUUAAAUGCACGGAUUACAUUUGGAAAUGUUAAUGGCUGCAGCACUGCUGAAGAAAGUCAAAAUGUAGAAGGGACCCAGGCUGAUUCAGCUUCCCAGGUUACAAACUUUGAGGUUGAUCAAUCUGUAUUUGAAAUUCCUGAAUCUUAUCAUGUUCAAGACAAUGGCAGAAAUGUGCACUUACAAGACGAAGAUUAUGAAAUCAUGCAGUUUGCCAUUCAACAGAGCUUGCUGGAGUCCAGCAGGAGCCAGGAACUUUCAGGACCAGCUUCAAAUGGAGGGAUCAGCCCAACACACAGCUAUGAGGCCCAGUAUGAGAGGGCCAUCCAGGAGAGUCUCCUCACCAACAUGGAAGGCCUGUGCCCAGGUGCCCUGAAUGAGUCCAGCCGUUUUGACAGCGACUUGCAGUUGGCCAUGGAGCUCUCGGCCAAAGAGCUGGAAGAGCGGGAACUCCGUCUCCAGGAGGAGGAGGCUGAGCUCCAGCAAGUCUUACAGCUGUCACUCACUGAGAAAUAGAUCUUUCUGUCCGCACGGGCCAUGCACCAAGGCUCUGGGCUGCACAUGAGUGCUGUGUCCGCUGCCAGGCCCCAGGCCUGAGGGCCUCCACUUCGUGUAGAUGGCAGCUGCCCCUUCUUUCCACAGAGGUGCAGGACCAGUGACUCCCCGGCCCUGUAGGUGCCCCUGGAGUGGAAAGAGGGCCUGGCAGCCCAGCUCCAGGCCAUGAGGAGGACAGCACCGCCACUUUCCAUUAGCUGUAUUGGCUUGCAGGUCACAUUUUUACUACCAGCUUUAGACAAACCCCAAUUCGUGCAGGGUUCUAGAUACAUUUCUACCCCAGAGUGAUAACAUUAUUGCUAAGUCAGGGUGCUUUUAUAUAGGAGAGCAGCAGCCUUUGUAGAGUGGCUUAUGAGAAUUGGACACCUUCUUUAGUGUUCACCAAAGAAAUGGGUUGUGCCGAUCUACUCUUUAUUUUUACCUUUCUAUAGGGUUUCUAGGAAGUUGCCAUCAUUCCUCUCCAUUUCCACCUUAUUCCAUACCUUCCAGCCCCCACCCCUUCUACCCCCUCCUCACACCCUAGCUAAAGUUAAAGAGGAGAUAUGUACAGGAUCUAUUUUAGAUUAUGCUUAACUAUUUGCAUCAAAUGAAGAUGAAUGACCACGGAUGUUGCCUUAGCCUUAAAACUUACUAAUAGUUUCAAACCACCUCACUCCAUGUGUUGAGGGAUCUGGAUUGUCUUUGAGAAGGCAGCUCCUUUGAGAGCAGGCUCCUCCAGGCAAAACCCAAGGCAGCUAAUCCUGUCCCUGGCGGGAUAGAGAGGGGAACCCAGGGCUGUUGCCAACACAAAUGUGUUGCCUGUUGCAGGGAGGCCUAGGAGGCACCAGCUGCAAAUCCGACUUGCAAUUUGGCAGGAAAGGAUGGGUUUGAGAUGAGAUGUGAACACGGAGCAUGAUGGCUCCUCAAAAGGGAAAGUGAUGAUUCCACAUUGCUUUUGAGAGUUCAAAACAACAUCUUUCUGGAUAAAUCUAUUUUUUAACAGAAUCUUUUUAUUAUUUUUAAAGAUAAAAAUGACUACUCCCAUCAGUAGCAAUACAAGGUUAUACAUUUUAACCAGAUUUUUCUCAGGCCUCUUUUGGAUACUUUUAGUAGUUAACUAUUUUGUCUAGCUCUCCUGUAAAUAUCCAUCACAUAACACACAGACCCUGGGGAAUACGGCCGACCAUUCUCCCAGGCUGCACUGAAAUCACCCGGUAAACUGUAUCCUCCUUUGUUUUGCGUCUGUUUCCUAUUGCGCUUCUUUUGGGAUAGGAAGAGAAACACAAACUCCUAUUCUAGUUGAUGUCUGAAUCAUACAGUGAACGUUGCCAGUUAUGUUCCUAGACACAAAGAAUUGUGCUUUUAAUGCCCGAUAGCCAUCUGCCUUUUUUGUCAUGCUCUGACCAAAAACUUUGCACACAAGGCCAGUAGAGGUGACAUCACACUCAUUCCUUACACAGCGGCGUUUACAAUGAGCCAAGUUCUUGGGAAUGACUGCGGUUAUUUUACGUGUUGUUUACUCACUAAGGCAAAUCAUAGGGAAUUUCUAUGUUUGCAUUCCAUUGCUCUGCUUCCUGACUUCUUUGACUUUAUCCCCAAGGAGUCACUUAAAAAGGGACUGAGCAUUGUGUCAACCUGUUUUUCAUGUUCCCUCAAAAUGCAAAUAAAGCUUGCUUCAAUAGAGGGUGCUCAUACACUGGA